This is a messenger RNA of Euleptes europaea (tarantolino), 2252 nucleotides long. It is a transcript of the gene YTHDF1, whose product is annotated as YTH N6-methyladenosine RNA binding protein F1. The record is from RefSeq and is a predicted model, not a curated record. Gene Ontology annotation, molecular function: mRNA binding; N6-methyladenosine-containing RNA reader activity. The transcript is spliced from 6 exons. Bases 47 to 1795 code for a protein of 582 amino acids. NCBI's taxonomy places the organism in Eukaryota, Metazoa, Chordata, Lepidosauria, Squamata, Sphaerodactylidae. Gene Ontology annotation, biological process: mRNA destabilization. Gene Ontology annotation, cellular component: cytoplasm.
CCCCCUCCCCACCUCUUCCUCCUCCUCCUUCCAGGGCGCAUGAGAGAUGUCUGCCACCAGCGUUGACCCCCAGAGACCGAAAGGACAAGAUAAUAAAGUGCAAAAUGGUUCACUUCAUCAGAAGGAUACAGUUCAUGACAACGAUUUUGAGCCUUAUCUUUCUGGACAGUCAAAUCAGAAUAACAGCUAUCCAUCAAUGACAGAUCCGUACUUGUCCAGUUAUUACCCGCCUUCUAUUGGCUUUCCUUACUCUCUCAGUGAAGCGCCGUGGUCAACUGGAGGAGACCCUCCCAUCCCAUACCUCACGACCUAUGGACAGCUCAGUAAUGGCGACCAUCACUUCAUGCACGAUGCUGUUUUCGGACAGCCCGGGGGACUGGGGAACAACAUCUACCAACACAGGUUUAAUUUUUUCCCUGAGAACCCAGCUUUCUCGGCUUGGGGGACAAGCGGCUCCCAAGGGCAGCAGACUCAGAACUCGGCUUACGGGGGUAGCUACAGCUACCCGCCCAGCUCUCUGGGCGGUACGAUCGUCGACGGCCAGACAGGAUUUCACAAUGAUACUUUGAACAAAGCUCCUGGGAUGAACAGCAUCGAGCAGGGAAUGGUUGGGCUGAAGAUUGGCGGGGAUGUCGCCACCUCCGCCGUGAAAACGGUCGGUUCCGUGGUCAACAGCGUCGGGAUGCCGGGGGCUUUAUCUGGCAAUGGCGGCUCGAGUAUCAACUUGCCGGUGACGAAGCCCACCUCUUGGGCUGCUAUUGCUAGCAAACCUGCAAAACCUCAGCCCAAGAUGAAAGCAAAAAGCGGGCCUGUAAUAGGUGGGGCUUUGCCUCCUCCACCUAUAAAGCAUAACAUGGAUAUAGGUACUUGGGACAACAAAGGCCCUGUGGCCAAAGUUCCAACUCCCCAGCAGAUUCCAUCUCCUCAGUCGAUCCCACAGCCGCAGCUCAUUCAGCCCAUUCCUGCCCAGGCACCUCCCCUGACCCAGCUGCCGUAUCAGAACCCUCAGCCGCCCCCACCUCAAAACCGGUGGGUGGCGCCCCGCAACAGGAACGCAGCUUUCGGCCAAAGCGGGGGGACCGGGAAUGAGAGUAACUCGUCGGGGAGUAUUCCGGCGAACUCUGUCCCUGGCGGCGAAUCACACCCUGUUCUUGAAAAGCUGAAAGCUGCUCACAGUUACAACCCUAAGGACUUCGAGUGGAACCUUAAAAAUGGACGCGUGUUCAUAAUAAAGAGCUACUCCGAGGACGACAUUCACCGCUCUAUCAAGUACUCCAUUUGGUGUAGCACCGAACACGGCAACAAGCGCUUGGACAGUGCUUUCCGCUCCAUGAGCAGCAAGGGCCCUGUCUACCUGCUCUUCAGCGUCAACGGCAGCGGACAUUUCUGCGGAGUGGCAGAGAUGAAGUCGCCAGUGGACUACGGCACCAGCGCCGGCGUCUGGUCUCAGGACAAGUGGAAGGGGAAGUUCGACGUCAAGUGGAUCUUUGUGAAGGACGUGCCCAACAACCAGCUGCGGCACAUCAGGCUGGAGAACAAUGACAACAAGCCGGUUACAAACUCCCGCGACACUCAGGAGGUGCCCUUAGAAAAAGCGAAACAAGUGCUUAAAAUUAUUGCAACGUACAAGCACACGACCUCCAUCUUUGAUGACUUUUCUCAUUAUGAAAAACGCCAGGAAGAGGAGGAGGUGGUGCGGAAGAUUGAAGACAAGUCUUCAGCUAACUCCAAUUAUGAUGUCCAAAUGUGGUUGCCUUCACUGACUGAGGAACGUCAGAAUCGAAGUAAACAAUAAGAAUAGACAUAUAUAGCUUGAGAUAUAUAUGUAUAUAUAUAUCUGAUAUUAAAUUUGAUUAUGAAAAAUUGAAUCUUUUUUUUAAGUACUCUGGUGCCGUAUUGUGGCAUCAGAAGACUGAAAAGCUUUCGGCUCCGAUAUCUUUUUGUGUGUGUGUGUGCGUGCGUGUGCAGGGGAAAUUCAAUGGUUGCAUCUUUAAGUACAUUGUAAUUUUUUUGUUUUGUUUUUUGCCCAGGUGAAUAUGCGUUAAUUUGUAUCUUUUCUAUGUAAAAUGCUGUAGAAUCCAUUAAUAAAGGUGUUUCCUGUUUUUUAAAAAACAAUUUAAGUUGGUUAAACAGUUUCAUAUAAUAUGUGAUUAUAAUUGAAUAUUCUGAAAAUAUGAGUGUCUCCCAAAGACUUCAGCACAAAAUUAUGUUUUCUAACCUGGAAAUUCACCUUAUUUUUUAUCUAUGUACUA